UGCUAUAAAUCCGAGGAGGCCGUCUCCCCCCCCCCCCCCCUCUCCCCCUCCGCCGCUACUCCCCUGCCCCCCCCCCCCCUCGUUAGGGUUUUCUCUUUUUUCGGGGGAGAAAUCUCAAGAGGCGGCACCAUGCUCGUGUACCAGGACAAGCUUUCCGGCGACGAGCUUCUGUCGGAUUCGUUCCCGUACAGGGAGCUGGAGAACGGCGUGCUCUGGGAAGUCGAUGGCCACUGGGUCGUUCAAGGAGCAGUUGAUGUGGACAUUGGAGCCAAUCCCUCUGCUGAGGGUGGUGGUGAUGAUGAGGGUGUUGAUGACCAGGCCGUGAAGGUGGUUGACAUUGUUGACACCUUCCGUCUUCAGGAGCAACCUGCUUUUGACAAGAAGCAGUUUAUCUCUCACAUGAAGCGCUACAUCAAGAACCUCUCUGCCAAGCUUGAAGGGGAUGACCUAGAUGCUUUCAAGAAGAAUGUUGAGUCUGCCACAAAGUAUCUUCUUAGCAAGCUCAAGGACCUUCAGUUCUUUGUUGGCGAGAGCAUGCAUGAUGAUGGCGGCGUGGUGUUCGCCUACUACAAGGAGGGAGCUGCUGAUCCAACUUUCCUGUACUUUGCACAUGGGCUGAAAGAGGUCAAGUGCUAAUCGCACUGUAUGCUAAAAUCUAUGCGGUCGUCAGUAAUUUUGCUCUUAUCUAUGGUUGUCAGUCGACUCUCCAAUGUUGGUGUCAGUAACUGUCAGAUGUUGAGUGUCUUGAAAACUUUCUGAUAAUUGUGGGAUUUGCUUUGUAAUGGUAAUCGUGAAAUUGGUGUGGUUGUGUUUUGGU
Messenger RNA from Triticum urartu, 817 nucleotides. RefSeq names its product translationally-controlled tumor protein homolog. Gene Ontology annotation, molecular function: calcium ion binding. Lineage: Eukaryota; Viridiplantae; Streptophyta; Magnoliopsida; Poales; Poaceae. Gene Ontology annotation, cellular component: cytoplasm. The record is from RefSeq and is a predicted model, not a curated record.